CUGUCCUUCCUCUCUGGACUGUAAGAAUAUGUCUCCAGAGCCAGUGUCUUCUGAGAUCGAGUCACACCUUCAAAGUCCUGGCAUCCCAAUGCAUCUGGAAAGCUACCUGCAUUAAGUCAGGACUGAGCACACAAGUGAGCUUCGGAAAAAAGAAACUAUGGCUACAGUGAUACUGGAGAGCAUCUUUCUGAAGCGAUCCCAACAGAAAAAGAAAACAUCACCUUUAAACUUCAAGAAGCGCCUCUUUCUCUUGACUGUGAAUAAGCUUUCCUAUUAUGAGUAUGAUUUUGAACGUGGGAGAAGAGGCAGUAAGAAGGGUUCAAUAGAUGUUGAGAAGAUCACCUGUGUUGAAACAGUGGCUCCUGAAAAAAAUCCUCCUCCUGAAAGACAGAUUCCAAGAAGGGGUGAAGAAUCCAGCGAAAUGGAGCAGAUUUCAAUCAUUGAAAGGUUUCCUUACCCCUUCCAGGUUGUAUAUGAUGAAGGGCCUCUUUAUGUCUUCUCUCCAACUGAAGAACUGAGGAAACGUUGGAUUCAUCAGCUCAAAAAUGUAAUCCGGUACAACAGUGAUCUGGUACAGAAAUACCAUCCUUGCUUCUGGAUCGAUGGGCAGUAUCUCUGCUGCUCUCAGACAGCCAAAAAUGCUAUGGGUUGCCAAAUUUUGGAGAACAGAAAUGGAAGUUUAAAACCUGGGAGUUCUCACCGAAAGACGAAAAAGCCCCUUCCUCCCACACCUGAGGAGGACCAGAUCUUGAAAAAGCCUCUGCCCCCUGAGCCAACAGCAGCACCUGCCUCUACAAGUGAGCUGAAAAAGGUUGUAGCCCUUUAUGAUUAUAUGCCAAUGAAUGCAAAUGAUCUACAGCUACGAAAGGGUGAUGAGUAUAUUAUUUUGGAGGAGAACAACUUACCCUGGUGGAGAGCACGGGAUAAAAGUGGGCAGGAAGGCUACAUCCCUAGUAACUAUGUUACCGAAGCAGAAGACUCCAUAGAAAUGUAUGAGUGGUAUUCUAAACACAUGACUCGGAGUCAAGCUGAGCAACUGCUAAAGCAAGAGGGGAAAGAAGGAGGUUUCAUUGUCAGAGAUUCCAGCAAAGCAGGAAAAUAUACUGUAUCCGUGUUUGCUAAAUCUACAGGGGACCCUCAAGGGGUGAUACGCCAUUAUGUUGUGUGUUCCACACCUCAGAGCCAGUAUUACCUGGCUGAGAAGCACCUUUUCAGCACCAUCCCUGAGCUCAUUAACUACCAUCAGCAUAACUCUGCAGGGCUCAUAUCUAGGCUCAAAUAUCCAGUGUCUCAACAAAACAAGAAUGCACCUUCCACUGCAGGCCUGGGCUACGGAUCAUGGGAAAUCGAUCCAAAGGACCUGACCUUCUUGAAGGAGCUUGGGACUGGUCAGUUUGGGGUAGUGAAGUAUGGGAAAUGGAGAGGCCAGUAUGAUGUGGCCAUCAAGAUGAUCAAAGAAGGUUCCAUGUCUGAGGAUGAGUUCAUUGAAGAAGCCAAAGUCAUGAUGAAUCUUUCCCAUGAGAAGCUGGUACAGUUGUAUGGUGUCUGCACCAAGCAGCGCCCCAUCUUCAUCAUCACUGAGUACAUGGCCAAUGGCUGCCUCCUGAACUACCUGAGGGAAAUGCGCCACCGCCUCCAGACUCAGCAGCUGCUGGAGAUGUGCAAGGAUGUCUGUGAAGCAAUGGAAUACCUGGAGUCAAAGCAAUUCCUUCACCGAGACCUGGCAGCACGAAACUGUUUGGUAAAUGAUCAAGGAGUUGUUAAAGUAUCUGACUUCGGCCUGUCCAGGUAUGUCCUGGAUGAUGAAUACACAAGCUCAGUAGGCUCCAAAUUUCCAGUCCGGUGGUCUCCACCAGAAGUCCUUAUGUAUAGCAAGUUCAGCAGCAAAUCUGACAUCUGGGCUUUUGGGGUUUUGAUGUGGGAAAUUUAUUCUCUGGGGAAGAUGCCAUAUGAAAGAUUUACUAACAGUGAAACGGCUGAACACAUUACCCAAGGCCUACGUCUCUAUAGGCCUCAUCUAGCUUCAGAGAGGGUAUAUAGCAUCAUGUACAGCUGCUGGCAUGAGAAUCACUGGGGAACUCUUAAAACUGCAAAUGACUGGGCCUUACUUCCGAAGAUUCCAAUUAGAAAGCAGAGGAACGUCCUACUUUCAAAAUUCUUCUGAGCAACAUCCUAGAUGUCAUGGAUGAAGAAUCCUGAGCUCACCAAUAAGCUUCUUGGUUCUAUUCCUCUCCUCCACAAGCCCCAAUUUCACUUCUGAGGAAAUCUCAGGCUUGCAGGCACUGGAGCCUUUGUGCUUUUGCUGAAUACACAAAGGCCCCCUCUCUACAUCUAGGAAUGACACUCUUCUUUGAUUCUCUGGAAUAGUACCUUCUGAGCAAAAGCCAAGGAAUUAUUGUGCCUGUUAUUGUCCUCAGAACGAUUUCCAGGAGUAUUAAGACAGGACUGAAUUUGGGAUGGAAAGUUUGGGGGAUGGAGGGAUGUAAAGAGCCUGACAAGGGGUCCAACAGCUCUUUGGGUAGGCAUUAGAGCUUGGGGGAGGGAGGCAGAAUUUGGGAAGAAUAAAACGGUGUCAUAAAAAUGGGAGGGCAGGGUGUUUUGAUAAAAUAAAAUUACUGGAAAGCCUGAA
Molecule: messenger RNA, 2629 nt
Organism: Suricata suricatta (meerkat)
Lineage: Eukaryota; Metazoa; Chordata; Mammalia; Carnivora; Herpestidae
Gene: BTK
Product: Bruton tyrosine kinase
Exons: 20
Coding region: 158-2164 (668 amino acids)
Biological process (GO): B cell receptor signaling pathway; intracellular signal transduction; adaptive immune response
Molecular function (GO): protein binding; ATP binding; non-membrane spanning protein tyrosine kinase activity
Source: RefSeq, a predicted model, not a curated record